UCACGGCAUCAAAUAUGGAAGUUGAUCAUCAUAUGAGCUCCACAACAAAACAAAAUAAAUAUCAGCUCUGUUUUUUCUAUAUGAACCACAGAUCGAUCUUCCCAGCCUUGCACUGCAAUAAGUAUAUAAUAAUACUAGCCGCCGGCAAUAAUAAUUCACGCAAAUUAAAGAUGCAGAAGAUCAUGAACGACGGUACCGGUGGAAAAGCUUCAAAACGGAAAAUCCUAAAGAUCUGUUGUUGUUCUCUUCUGCUUAUCAUCGUCGUUCUAGUAAUCGUUUUUGUCUCUCUGUUCUUCACGGUCUUCAAGCCUAGAGACCCCAUACUCACUCCCUACCCUACAAAACUCCAAAACGUCCAUUUCCGGUUUGACCCAAGCCCUAGUAUAACCGCCACUCUCAACUUAAUCAUCAACGUCAAGAAUCCGAACCGUGGGGACUUCGAGUACAAGGAUGCCACGGCCAGUCUUGAUUACCGUGGCAUAUCCGUGGCCGGAAUCCCCGUCCAGCACGGCACCGUCCCGGGUCGAGGCGAGAUUAACGUCACCACUUAUGCUAACGUUACCGGCGACAAGAUCGCCGGAAAUCCUAGCUUCUUGGAGGAUAUGGCUGCCGGGAGCGUGAUGUUCACGUCGUCUGCGGCCUUGCCUGGAAAGGUAAAAGUGGUUAGGACCCUCAAGAUUCAUGCCACGGUUCUUAUGACUUGUGAUGUUUGUGUUUUCACUAAUCAGUCGUAUUAUGUUCAGUCCACUUGUAACGCCAGAAUUAAAUUAUAAUUUGUCUUUAUGCGUGCUAUGUAUAUAGUUCUUGACCAGAAAAUGGAUGGAUAACGUGCAUUAUAUUCAGUUCAGGGCAACUUGAGAGAAGAAUAUAAUGCAAUAUGCAGGUAGCAUGUAUGCAACCAUAAGGGUUUCAAAUUGAGAGCAACUUACAACCUAUUGGCUUUCUUGA
Molecule: messenger RNA, 948 nt
Organism: Ipomoea triloba (trilobed morning glory)
Lineage: Eukaryota; Viridiplantae; Streptophyta; Magnoliopsida; Solanales; Convolvulaceae
Exons: 2
Coding region: 15-773 (252 amino acids)
Cellular component (GO): plasma membrane
Source: RefSeq, a predicted model, not a curated record